Molecule: messenger RNA, 525 nt
Organism: Aspergillus candidus
Lineage: Eukaryota; Fungi; Ascomycota; Eurotiomycetes; Eurotiales; Aspergillaceae
Product: SRP9/SRP21 family protein
Exons: 2
Coding region: 1-525 (174 amino acids)
Biological process (GO): SRP-dependent cotranslational protein targeting to membrane
Cellular component (GO): signal recognition particle, endoplasmic reticulum targeting
Source: RefSeq, a predicted model, not a curated record
AUGCCACUACUCCCCACCUCGCACGCCUACCUGGAACAGUCUGCGCUGUUACUCCAGGCAUAUCCGGACACGACCCGAAUCACAACAAAAUACAACUUCCCCUCGACACGCCCCUCCAACACCUCCCGAAAACAAAAAUCCAAGCCCACCUCCACGUCCUCCCCCGCCACCACCACAGAAACCACCCCGCAAACACCCACCACACCCCUCGCCUACCUCACCCUCAAAACCUACAACCCCACAACCGGAAUCUGCCUCAAGUACCGCACCAACAAAGCCGCCGAAGUCGGCCGUCUGAUCACAAGUCUAGGCAAGCUGGCUGCCGGCGCCAGCGUUGCCGAGCUGGGCCUAUCGAAUCCCGUGCCUGCGGCGCCUGCCGCGGCUGAUGUGGAGAUGGCGGAUGCGCCUGAGGAUGCUACUAGUGGGGGUGCGUCGACGCCUGUUGUUCCCGCUGCGCCUGCGAAGGGGGAUGCUGGUGGGAAGGGAGGGAAAGGGAAGAAGAAGGGUGGGAAGGGGAGGAGGUGA